ACAGGUCAGUAAGUCUGUAUGUAUUCUGACAACCCAAGCAAUAAUGAAACUACUGAAAUCCAAAGAGGCAGCGGCUGCUGUGGAUAUUAAAACGUGGCCAUUGGUACUGGACACAGAUGAUCUCCCAAGAAAGAGAAUUCCUCAGAUCUACAAACCUCCCACCCCAGAGAUGCUCGCCUACCUGGACUUCAGUGUUUCUACCACAGGAAUCCUUGCUGGGGUCAAGAUGUCCCAUGCUGCCACCAGUGCCUUGUGUCGCUCUAUUAAGCUGCAGUGUGAGCUGUACCCCUCUCGCCAGAUCACCAUCUGUCUGGACCCCUACUGUGGCCUGGGCUUUGCCCUCUGGUGUCUCUGCAGUGUGUACUCAGGCCAUCAGUCUAUUCUGGUUCCUCCUCUGGAGCUGGAGACCAAUCCGUCUCUGUGGCUUUCUGCUGUCAGUCAGUAUAAAGUACGAGUGACGUUCUGUUCGUAUUCAGUAAUGGAGAUGUGUACCAAAGGCCUGGGCUCCCAGACUGAAGCUCUGCGGGUCAGUUAUCCUUCAUCCUAG
Messenger RNA from Sinocyclocheilus grahami, 547 nucleotides. Its product is annotated as disco-interacting protein 2 homolog A-like. The transcript is spliced from 4 exons. Bases 44 to 547 code for a protein of 167 amino acids. The record is from RefSeq and is a predicted model, not a curated record. NCBI's taxonomy places the organism in Eukaryota, Metazoa, Chordata, Actinopteri, Cypriniformes, Cyprinidae. Gene Ontology annotation, cellular component: cell surface.